AUGAAAAUUGCUGUUUGUUGCGCAAUGAAUCAAAAUAGAAGUAUGGAAGCGCAUAAAAUUUUAAAAGAUGCAGGUUAUAAAAUAGAUUCUUAUGGUACAAAUCAACAUAUAAAAAUACCAGGAGAAUCUCUAGAAACACCAAAUAUUUACCAGUUCGGUACAUCGUACAAAGAAAUAUACAAAGAUUUAAUAUAUAAAAACGCAUCUUUUUACGAAAAAAUUGGCAUUUUAAAAAUGCUUGAACGUAACAUGGCGAUUAAAGAUUCGGCUGAAUACUUUUUUAAUAAAGAUACAUACCAUGACCUUAUUAUAACAUCGGAAGAAAAGUGUUUUGUAACAAUUUACGAAAAUAUGGUUAAAUGUAAUGGAUCUUAUAAGUCCUUUAUAGUAAAUUUUGAUAUAAAAGAUACUAUUUUAGAUGCAAGUGCUGGUGCUCUUGAAAUUAAAGAUUUUGUUGAUUCUUGUAUGACUAUUACUGGGAAUUAUGAAUUUAGAAUAAUGAAAGCAUUGGAGCUUUACAAUAGAAAAUAUUCUAAAAAUAAUAUAUUUACAGUCAUUGAGUUUUAA
Molecule: messenger RNA, 567 nt
Organism: Vairimorpha ceranae
Lineage: Eukaryota; Fungi; Microsporidia; Nosematidae
Product: phosphoric ester hydrolase ssu72
Exons: 1
Coding region: 1-567 (188 amino acids)
Biological process (GO): termination of RNA polymerase II transcription
Cellular component (GO): nucleus; mRNA cleavage and polyadenylation specificity factor complex
Molecular function (GO): RNA polymerase II CTD heptapeptide repeat phosphatase activity
Source: RefSeq, a predicted model, not a curated record